AUGUCCAAGACGGCCCAUCCUGGUGUCGGGGAAACCACUCCUCAGACCAAUCCCCCAGCGCAGAUCCAUCAUCCGCGCCGAGGUUCUGCCUUAAUACGCUUCCGUUGGCCCAGGGCCGUCUCAUUCAAGGGCGGGGUACGCAAGUAUGUACGCAAGUACGCAGUAUGCUCGAUGGUUGAGGCAUCCCAUAUUGUUGCGCGCGUUUGGGAGAUCCGCUGUGUCAGACGAGCGGGCUGCUUCUGGACGGCAGCGCAGCCCGCUGGCGCCACAAGCGGCGAAUCCUCUUAUCGCGGCGGCCAAUUCAUUCCCACAUGGGACGGAUACAGAAGUACAGGGCAACAGACCGAUGUCACCGUACGUACCGGAUGCAUGCGAAAAGAGAAGAGAAAACGAGGGGCAGCAAGCGGCGUCGACCCUCGGAAGCGUUUGGAUGGGUGUUAUCAGAGGACCAUUAAGACCCAGUCCUGUUGCAACAACCUCCCCCGCCUGCCGCAGAAAGCGUCUCCACUCACUGAACGCCGUGACCCGGCUUCGGCGUAG
Messenger RNA from Colletotrichum paranaense, 540 nucleotides. RefSeq lists its product as uncharacterized. The transcript is spliced from 4 exons. The coding region runs from base 1 to 540 and encodes 179 amino acids. The record is from RefSeq and is a predicted model, not a curated record. Lineage: Eukaryota; Fungi; Ascomycota; Sordariomycetes; Glomerellales; Glomerellaceae.